Messenger RNA from Candidula unifasciata, 1992 nucleotides. Lineage: Eukaryota; Metazoa; Mollusca; Gastropoda; Stylommatophora; Geomitridae. The record is from the annotation of a GenBank genome assembly.
AUGGCUGGGGUUCAAUGUUUACGGCGUCUGAUCUCUCGUAGAGCCCCGCCUUGUUACGCCUUCCACUCACACUACGAUACUUUUCGACCGCAGAAAAGAUGCAUCCAUGAUCAUAUAUUAAAGGGAAAAGUUGUGAAGAUAGGAUGUGCAAGCGGCUUUUGGGGCGACACCGCUUGUGCAGCCCCACAGUUGAUCUAUGGAGCCAAACUAAACUACAUCGUGUUCGACUACUUGUCAGAAAUCACUAUGUCACUUCUCACCGCUGGCAGAAGAAAUUCACCGGAUAUGGGUUAUGUUCCAGAUUUCGUGCAAGUAAGUGUGGCCCCUUUCAUCAAAGACAUCAAAUCAAAAGGAAUCAAGCUGCUGACCAAUGCAGGCGGCAUCAACCCUGGAGCUUGUGCAGAAGCUCUUCGAAAAAUUUGCAGGUCAGAGGGCGUGGACUUAAAUAUUGCUGUUGUCAAAGGAGAUGAUCUAAUGUCUCAUAUUAGGGACCUCCAGAAGCAAGGCAUUUAUGAGAUGAAGACAGGGCAGCCUUUUCCCGAGCAGCUUCACAGUAUGAAUGCUUAUCUUGGGGCAGGACCUCUUGCACAGGCUUUAUCCAUGGGUGCAGAUAUCGUCAUAACUGGCAGGUGUGUGGACAGUGCGUUAGCAUUAGCUCCCUUGAUCCAUGAAUUUGGGUGGACCAUGGACCAGUUUGAUUUGUUGGCUGCAGGCAGCCUUGCUGGUCACUUAAUAGAAUGUGGAGCUCAAAGUACUGGCGGUGUCUUUACAGACUGGCAUCUGGUUGAAGAAUGGGACCAUAUUGGUUUCCCUAUAGUGUCAGUCGGCUCCGACGGCAAGUUCACACUUUCAAAACCUCACAAGACUGGAGGGCUGGUGAACAAAGCAACCGUCAGUGAGCAACUGCUGUACGAGAUCGAUGAUCCAGCUCAUUACUUCCUUCCCGACGUCGUCUGUGACUUCACGCAGGUGGAGGUUGAUGAAUUACCUGGCGAUAUGGUUUAUGUUGUUGGAGCCAAAGGGAACCCUCCUUCUGGCGAAUAUAAGGUGACUGCUACCUAUGCUACCGGCUUCAGGUCAACAGCUGCAUGUGUGGUUGGUGGACCCAGAGCCACUGAAAAGGCAGAAAAAACUGCUAAAGCCAUUCUCACCAGAUGUAGGCGCAUUUUUCAUCAACUCAAUAUGGAUGACUUCACUGCUGUUCAUGUUGAGGUCGUAGGUCGAGACAGAAGGCCAGAACACAUGAGGGGACUAGGGUCGCCGCCUGGUCCCAAAGAUGUUCUUUUAUGGAUUGCUGUGACCCACAAUGAUAGGAAGGCUCUAGAGUUCUUCUCCAGAGAAAUAGCACCAGCAGGAACUGGAAUGGCUCCUGGAUUGUGUUCAACUAUUGGCGGCAGACCAAAAGUGUCUCCAGUGCUCAAGCUGUUUUGUUUUCUUCAUCCAAAACACAACUUCAAGAUAACAAUAGAAAUGAACGGAGAAACACUCGAGUACAAACCAGCCAGUGUUCCUACAGCCGAGUACCUGACCCAAGCGUAUCCUGCCAGCGAUAGCAAUGGCAAUGGAGAGAACAAACAGUGCAGAGAUAUCGAACUCCCUUCAGGAGAGUUCUCUUAUCGGUUAGAGGAACUGGCCUAUACGCGAUCAGGAGACAAAGGAAACGACUGUAAUAUAGGUGUGAUAGCACGGCAUCCUGCCUACCUUCCAUUUAUCCGAAAACAACUGACAGCGGAAGCUGUGGAGGCGUUCUUUGAACAUUAUUUUAAGGAUAACAUUGAAGGGACUACAAAGAGUAAAGUUCAGAGAUUUGAUGUGCCUGGCAUUGAGGCUUUGAACUUUGUGUUGAGGAACUCUUUAGGAGGUGGAGGUAUUGCAUCACUUCGUAGUGAUCCUCAGGGUAAAGCCAUGGGUCAGGAAUUGCUGGACUUUGUCAUCAAAGGUGUUCCCAAUUUGAAAAAACUGGCAGAAGAAGCUUUAACACACAAAAGCUAG